UAGGUUUUCAGAAUAUUUCCUGAUGCAUUAAAUAGUCAAAGGAUUCUUUUUCAGUCAAUAUGAUGGUCUAAAUAAAUUACAUUUUAUUUUCUGCAUAUUUCUUUUCAAAGGUGCCAACUUAGAUUGAGCAAGGUGGUUAUUCCCUGUCUCCCAGAGCUGUAAACCUGCUGGAGACCACUGUUUUGCAAUCUCAUUGGGAGGAGCAGAUGUCUGGAGCACUUGCGGCCAGUUGCAAAGAGCAGGUCUACUUGCUGGCUCUUCAUUUUGCCACAUUUGUCAGCUUUGCUUUUCACAGAGCUGUCUUUGGUUUGCCAUUUCUUCAUGCAUAAAUAUGUUGCUUUUCAGGCUAAGACAAAAUGCUUCACAUUGAUUAAAUAAAAAAGAUUAGACCCAUCCCUAAGAUGUUACAAAUUAAAAAGAAUGGGAGUUGAGGGGAAAAGAGAAUAGAAUUUUAUCUUGAUAACAUUUGAACAAAAGAACAAGCCUUCAGUAUGCCUUUAUUUCCAAUUUGAUUGGAUUUUUUUUACCUGAUAAGAGAGAGUAUCACUUCCCUGUGGCUUCUUCCUCUGGCAAAUGGAAAAGAUUUGAUUUGCUUUCCUUCAGUUUGAACUCCAUUCCCAUGCUUCUACCUUGAGCCCCAAGAAGUGAAUGCUGUUAUUAUCAGUGUUUGGAUGAUCUGGCUCCUGACUUUUGCUAUUUUUGAAAGAGACUUUAUUUUUCUGAAUGGGUUUGAAUUUCCAGGCUCAAAAGAUGGCUGAGAAUGCUUUAUGGAGCUACAGUAUAUGGUUCAGCAACUAUCUGGAAAGAAAACACGAUGUUUUGAAGUAUGAAAGGAUUACUGCUGCUAUACCAGAGGCUACGAAUAUUAAUGGCCAAAUCUAGUAAUCACACGGUCUUCUAAAGAAGUCAUGGGUAGCUGUUGUAGCUGUCCUGAUAAAGAAGCAGUUCCUGAUAACCAUCGAAACAAAUUUAAGGUUAUUAAUGUGGAUGAUGAUGGUAAUGAAUUGGGUUCUGGUAUAAUGGAACUUACAGAUACAGAAUUAAUCUUGUAUACCCGUAAACGGGAUUCUGUCAAGUGGCAUUAUCUCUGUCUGCGCCGUUAUGGCUAUGAUUCCAAUCUUUUCUCAUUUGAAAGUGGUCGUAGAUGUCAAACUGGACCAGGGAUAUUUGCCUUCAAGUGUGCUCGUGCAGAGGAACUGUUUAAUAUGCUGCAGGAAAUCAUGCAGAACAAUAGCAUAAAUGUAGUAGAAGAACCAGUUGUAGAAAGGAGUCUACAUCAAACAGAGAUUGAGGUUCCAAGAACACCUCUCACACCUACCACACCUGGAUUGAGUGGGCAGAAUUUACCUAAUGGGUACCCAAGGUAUCCCUCCUAUGGAGAUGCUUCAUCACAUCCUUCCAGCAGACACCCUUCAGUAGGAAGUGCACGUCUUCCUUCAGUAGGUGAAGAGUCCACACACCCCUUACUUGUAGCAGAGGAACAAGUCCAUACAUAUGUGAAUACAACGGGCGUACAGGAAGAAAGAAAAAACAAACCAACUGCACGCACACCUCUGGAACAAAAGGUUCCCAAUGCAGAAACAAACAAGGCAAGAGAAGAAGAAACUUGCUCUGAUGACAGGGAUGCCCAGGUUGUACUGGAACCUCAAGGAGUCAAAUUUGUUUUGGGUCCUACUCCUGUCCAGCGGCAGUUAAUGGAGAAGGAAAAACUGGAAUCAAGUGGGAACAGUACUCAAAUUAGUGGGAACAAUACUGAAACAAGUGGUAGCAGUACUCAAGCUAGUGGAAAUAGUAACAAUGAAUGGGAUACUGGAUAUGACAGUGAUGAACGCAAAGAAGUUUCUUCUGGUAAUAAACUAACAUAUGAAAAUGUAAAUAGAUUGUCUAUCCCUAAUGCUCCAGGGCACAGGAGAGGUCGUCUAGUGUCAUCCAAUACUUCUGAUACUCAAAACAUCAAUAAUUCAGCUCAAAGGAGAACUGCACUGUUAAAUUAUGAAAAUCUUCCUUCUUUGCCUCCAGUUUGGGAAGCUCAUAAACUAAGUAAAGAAGAGGAUGACAGUUUAGGACCAAAGACUCCCUCUUUGAACGGCUAUCAUAAUAACUUAGAUCCCAUGCAUAAUUAUGUCAAUACAGAGAAUGUAGCAGUACCAUCAAGUGCUCACAAAGUUGAAUAUGCAAGACGUCGGGACUGUACCCCUACGGUCUUCAAUUUUGAUAUUAGGCGACCAAGUUCAGAACACAGGCAACUCAAUUAUAUACAAGUUGAUUUGGAAGGUGGCAGUGACUCUGAUAACCCACAGACUCCCAAAACUCCUACUACUCCACUUCCCCCAACACCAACCAGGCGCACCGAGCUAUAUGCUGUGAUAGAUAUUGAAAGAACUGCUGCUAUGUCAAACUUGCAGAAAGCACUGCCACGAGACGACGGUACUUCUAGAAAAACUAGACAUAACAGUACUGACCUGCCUAUGUGAGCCUGGAAAGCAGUAGUGAAAUCAUUUGCACCUUUGUGAAGAAUUGUUUUAAUUGGAUGAGUGCUGUUUUAUUUUUGAAUGCUAUCACCUUUUAUAGGUUAAUAGAUUUUUCUGAAUACUUCAUUUGCUUGCUUAAAGGGAAUUUAAGGUAGAAAAAGUAUUAAAUAACAUUAUCACUUUAUAAUUAUAGAAACAGCUUUUAAAUAUUUUUGCCAUUUUUAUAGUGCCUAUUUUAUUGUCUGAAAGUUAUAGUAGCCAAUUAUAACAAAUUGGCCAUGUGCCUAAAAUAACUCAAGGCAUUAUGACACUCCUAUGCUGCCUGAAACUUGCAUUAUUUGCAAAUCAGUAGAAUUUCUCAUAGUAUAUUAACAGACUCACAGAUUCCAGUUGAAUUUAUGUGUGAUAUAAAUGAGAAAGAUUUUAGUCAACUUCAGUUGUCAAAUCAUGGUACAGUUUUCUUUCAGAGUGCUGAGUUUAUGAGAAAGGACUGACAGGCAGCUGUUACCCUCCAAACUUCUCCUAAUAGGAGCAGCUUUCUAUAGUAAAUCCUUUUAGUAAAUCUAAUAAAGCCAAUUUUAGUACUGAGGAGAAUGCUGUUUAGUAACUGAUUUGGGAGAGAGAUAAAUGGAUGAAAUUGUCAUCUUCAUUAAGAUUUCAUUCAGAUGUCAUAUAGCUCAUGGAAUUGGUUUAAAAUUACCCAUGAUCUUUAGAUGCACUUUAAAUUCACUAACCAUAAGUCCAACAACUAGUAAUUUAAAACAUGCUCUGGUACAAUUUUAUUAAAAAGUUUGUGUUGCAGUUCUAUAAUUUUUUUUUUGCUUUCUCAAGUUAAUAACAACAGGUAAUAAUAUGAAGAAGGUACAUCAUUUAGCAGGAAAAUGACAAUAAUUUCAAACCUUUUGCCAAGUGAAGAUGGAUAUUGUUAAAGGAGUAUUAUGCUUUAUGGGCUAAGGGCUAUAAAUUGUAUAUUUAGGACAUAACGGAUGAUAUUGCAUUUACCUACAGUACAACUUUUCUAGCUCUUUUUUCUAUGUGUAGCUCUAUUACUUUAUCUAAAAUUGCUUUUGAGACCUUCAACGACCUAUGAAGGCCUCCUGGAACAACUAUUCCAUGCAUUCUGACAGGAUGCAAACAGAAGUAAAAAAUCAGGUCUCCUCCUAAAGUAUUUAAAAGUACCACUAAUGCACAGGUCUCUUUAGUUUUCAACUUCUGUGUUAGUUAUUUUUUUAAAUAUACCAACUUGAAUUUAGAUUUCACCUGCCACUAUUGUUAUAUGAGAUACAGCAUUACUUUUUUUCCAUCAGGUUUCUUCCAUCAAAGAAGUUAAAAUUUGUCUUGCUUUAGAUAGCUCCUUUUUAUACUUUUAUACAGAUACUCACACUCUAGAUGUUUUUAAUAUAAUUCACAAUCAUGUAUCUACAGUGGGUUCUUUUUACCUUUUAUUUUUGAAAAUCUUUUACCUCCCUCUUUUCAGUUGUAUCAGUAGCUUAAUUCUGUAUGUAAUUUGUGUUCAGCAUAUUUCCUGUGUUUCAUUUUCUUCAGUGUUUUUCAUUUGUAUUGGAAAGGCCCAUUUGUAAUAUUGUCAAUUAAGAGAGCCGACUUUCACAAAUUUAAAGAUGCAUUAUGUUCAUUCCAAAGCAUUGUUAUUUUUACAGAGGCAUGAUGUAAUAUGUUUUCAUAUUCAGUUUAACCCAGAAAAAAAGAAUUGCAAACCAAAGUAUCAGUUAGAAUGAUGGAUUUAAUACAUUGUAUGACUUACUUAUAAAAGCCAGUAACAUGGUUUAAUUCUAUGAAUAAUGAUAGUUUGUAGCCCUGUUAUCUACAAGCAAAAAUCCUUUCAGUUGUGUUAUAAGCUAUUCUUUUCUAUAAUGUGAUUGAUAUCAGAUGACCCUCUUAAGUCAGUUUUACUAAAAGUAAAAAUGGAAUGCCUACUAAAUGUAUAGGUAGUCUCUUAAAUUAAUACUCAUAACUCUUUAAUAGAUACUUGAUAGCUUAAUUACUCCUAAAUACUUCCUAUACAUUUGCCAUUGCUGAUUUUUUUUACCUUUCAAUCUAUUUUUGACUCUGUCAAAUUCCCAGUUAGAUGUCUGUACGUAUUCAGUGCUGUGCAAAGUUUAUAACAGUAUGAAGCCGUUUCUUUCUACAAUUCAAAAAAGUAAAACCUUUUAUAAGCAGCUAUAAAGUUUAUACAGGUAGUCCUCAAUUUACAACAACAAUUGGGACUGGAAUUUUGGUUGUAAGUCAAGGCACUAUGUGACCAGACCUGAUUUUUUUUACAGUGGUUGUUAAACAAAUCACAUGGUCAUAAGUCCAAAUCCUGCAAUUGUUAAGCAAAUCUCACGGUCAUAAGUCCAAAUCCACUUUCCCAAAUGGACAUUUUUUGCUGAAAAUGAGCAAAAAAUGUCACAGAUCAUGCUCAUGGGAUGCUGCAACCAGUUUUAAAUGUGAGCUGGGGGGGAGCACAUUUGAUGGUGGCCAGAAGUGCUUUAUGGGCCAUUAAAACACCCUGAGGCCAUCCUAACACUGAAUGGUUGCUAUAAGUGGAGAACUAUCUGAAGAGAUGUUGCCAUUUUGAGAAUGUAGAAAAAAAGUGGUUUAGUUAGUAUGGUUUCCUAGGGGAAAAACAAAAACAAAACAAAGCCAGACAUUAUGAAAAAACUGAAAUUUAGAGGAAGUAUAUUUCCUCACUGGACUUGAAAAGCAUGAAUUAUAUAGAUCAGCACAUAAUGAUACUGUUUCACAUAUUUAUAAAAUUUCAAAAUUGCAUUUUUAUUCAAAUGGUAAUUCAAAUCUGGCUAGUGUUAUAGCAUAAUAUAUUUUGUCUAAAGCUGCAAUUCUUCAUCUACUUACUUGGGGCUAAGUCCUAUUAGAAGUCUGUUUUCACUUACUUCUCAAUAGACAUCCAUAUAUUUGUACCAUAAGGUAUUGAUUUUUUCAACAAUAAAGAAAAUGGGAAAACAUUGGAACGAUCAAUAUAGUAAUAAAGUAAGAUUUUAUUAUUUGAAUUUAAAACAAUAUGUAGACCUUAGUAUAAUCAUGCAGAAAUUAAAGGAAUUCUUAUUUUAAAACGAAGCUCUGAAAGUAAAUAUUCAUGUUAUGUAGCAGUGGAAGUAGAUUUGGAUAGCUAAACAUAACAAUGUACUGUUUUCUACACAAAAUACUGUCCUAUGGACACUUAACUAGGAUUUAAUACCUGUUGAUUCUAGGAAAUCUGUUUCUGACUAAAGAGGACUAAAAGCCCCUAGGUUUUUAGUAAAACAGUUAUUCCCAAAUUACAUUUAUUUUAUGUCAAAUGGUAAUAAUACAUUUAUAAACGAAAGUACUAAUUCUAUCAGAUUAUGAACUUUCAGGUAGUGUCACCACCCUUCAAAGAAGCACCAAAUUCUUCAAUCAAUAAUUAUUCAUUUUGGAAAGUAUUUAGUGUUCCAGAUCUGGAGCAAUAGCAACACUGCUAACACUUAGUAAUUUAGAAUGUUGCAUUUAAAAUGCAUGCAUCACUGUGAGUUCAGAUAACAACAAUGAAACCUUUGGAAACGUAAGAACAGUAUUCAGUCAGACCAAAAGGCAAUUUCUAUGUGGCCAAUCAGGUUUAUCUGGGAGUUCACAAGAAUAUUAGAGUGCAGUGGCAUUGUCACUGUUACACAGCAGCUACCAUUCAGAAGCAUACUGGCUCCAAUUCCAGAAGAGAGAGAGAGAGAGAGUGAGAGAGAGAGAGAGAGAGAGAGAGAGAGAGAGUGCACAUAUACAGAGAAGGGGGAUUCUCUUUGCUAAAGUUCCUAUUCUGUUGUAAUUUCAUUUUUAUUUCACUAGAAUGCUUAGGGAGAUAAAUGGCCUGAAAGGUGUUUCAGUUGUAGUGUGUAACAAUAUAAUUAGAUAUUCAACUAGAACUCUUUGUCAUGGAAAGAUCGGUGUUUCCUUUAUGAUACAUUUUAAUAUUGUUCUAUCUGGCAAACAUUUCGGUUUUGUUGUCAAUAAAUUUAAGAAUAUUCUCUAUAAGGAACAUUAACCCAAAAAAGUCAGAAUAAUAUAGGAGUUCCCCUCGGUUUAAUCUACAGUAUUGCAGUUAACUGGAACAGUUUGGUAGAACCCCAUGGCUUAAAUAGUUUUUCUCCAGACUGGUGCCAAAUGUGCUGUGCGACAAUGGUCUGAUUUCUAAGCCAACAUAUUGGCUGAAAAUUAGAGGCAAUGCAUUUCCAAAACACUUGAAGAGACCAGGUUGUAGAAAAAGUUCAAGUUCCAAAAUUCUGAAAAUACAAUAGGAAAGCUAAUGUAACCAGAAAAGUAAGAUUUGUCAUAAAAUUUCAUAUGAUGAGCUGUGUUUAAUUCUGUUUCUCUAGUCUUCAUAUAUUCAGUACCUAAACCUUACCUUCUAAGUAUGUUGGAAAGUAAUUAUGAUAGUUAUUCAUUAGCUGCUGUCAGCUGAUGACAUUUUCAUGGAUAGAGUCCAUUAUGGUAAAUUCAUAAUUGCAAAUUUCCAACUGCUUUUCUUUUCAUCAGUACUAAUAUUUGCAUUGGACUUGCAAAGUGCUUAUCAGAACAACACUGAAAAUAAACAUUUAGGGGAAUUAACAGGCAUAGUAAUGAAUUUUUUUAAAAAAUAUAGUGCUUUUAGUAACGCUGAUAAUCCUUUUUUUUGUAACCUUGUGAUAAUUUAGCCUGAAUUUCAAUAUGGUUGAAAGAUACAAGAAAUGAGAUAAAAUUGCUACACUUGAAGCCUUUUACUGUGAUAGUUUUGUACUGAAAAGCCUAAGGGAAGAUGUAAUAGUUUGCCAAAAUAAGGUGCCAUCAGAGUUAGAACAGCAUGUACGCUGCUAUUCUGAAAAUUAUAUUUAGUAAAAUCAUAAUUCUAUCCAUUUUUUCUGUGCCAUAUUUCUAGAUCAAGACUAUAAACAUAACAUGCCAAAUUAUAUCAAACAAAUUUGCACAUAGGUCCUUUUUCCAUAUUAUCUAAGUACAUGAAGGCUAGAAACAGAUCUGAGAUGAUAAGAAAUUGCUUUGCACACACAAACAAAAUGUGCCUCCAUUACAGAGAGUCUGUUUAGUCUACCAUAACUUUGAAGAUUGUAGUAGGCAUUUAAAACACAUUUCAGCUACUUCAACUACCAGAUACCUUUUUUUUUUCAUAGGAAAGUCAGUCUGGAAGGCCAGUGGCACUUUUAUACACAUGAACAGAUAACACGCCCAUGACUACAUGUUGAGAUGAUCAGCUUGAUAAAUUCAACUAAAAGGUGCUUUACUAAAGCAUGAUAGAAAAUAAGAUUGUCUCUUUGAACUUCUAAUAAUUUACAUAUUGAAUUAUUUCUAUAUAGAAGAAAUACGUGCAGGAGGCUUCUCUGAAUUGUCAGUGUCUGUUGAAGCUGAUGAGAUAAAGCAGUUUCAAGAUAGUAAAAAUGGUCUUUUUAUGAUUUAUUCUAAAGUGGUUCUGCUAUGGCAAUGUGCAGUUGCAUGCUAAAAUGAUCCAGUCAUCAUCAUAGGGCUUCCCUUUGUAGUUUCAUUGCACAAAUUCCUACCUUGAGGUAUACGCUUUUGUUUGCACUACAGGUGCCAAACAAUAACAACCACUCUGAUGUUUUCUCUGCUGGGUUCAGUUACCCUUAUCUGUUCUGUUUUUAAUUAUUUACUGAUUUUCAGUGAGUUUUGCACUAUUGCAUCUGUCCAUUUAUUAGUCAAAAUUAAAAGGUUUCUAACAAUAGCAACUGAUUUAAAUUUUAAUUAUCCUGACAAAAACUAUUAUCUAGUGAUAUCAGAAACCAGCUAAAUCUGAUUGUCUAUUUAGUCUAAAUCUGAUCUAGACUAUUUUUUAAUCUUGUUUUUUCAUAUACUCCCACCUGUCCCCUCCUGUCAAUUUUUUAACUGACUAAAAUGUAGUGUAUUGUUAUACUGCAUUACUGAAGGUAGAAAAUAUAUGGGUGCAUUGCCAUAUUUUUUUAAUAGGAAGGGUAUAUUCACUGAAAGCUUGUUAAGUUUUAUUUCUGGCCAGCAGACGAUAAAAUAGAACAUUUACUGAAAGGGCAGCAGACAUAGUAUUAAGUAGAUCGAAAUUAUACAAGUUAUUUGGUAGAUAGGAUAAAGAUAAUUUGGGCUGAAAUGAAAUUUCUGGCUAUUAAAAUUUAUCUCAAUGUACUCAGGAAUAGUACAGUGAAAUGUACUUACUGUAUUAUUAUGUAAAAGAAAAUUGGUAAUAGAAUAUAUCAAAGCAAUAUUGCAUAUGAUCCCACUAUAUAAUGAUUACUUUUUUUUUAAAAGUAUCUUGAAUUCUUGUUCUUGGAAUCUUGAUGAAAGCCCUUUCCCCUUCCUCUAUUUGAGAAAUUGUAUCCAUUCUAAGUUUAUAAAAAAGUUUAUGGCAAAUGCCUUCCCAUUUAAUUUCAAAAUUAUGUUCUAAAAUGUGUGCAUUUAUUAAAAAAUAAACUAAGAGGAAGUUAUGAAGUCCUGAAUUAGAUUUGAAGCCUAGAAUUAUUAAAAAUGCUUGGAUAUUCUGAUACUAUACUACUAUAGUGGUAUAAACAAACUAAUCUAGUUUGUUGGAUCUUACAGUAUCUUCUCUUGCUAAGCUUUUACUUUUUCUAUUAGCAAUGCAUUGCAACAACGGAUUACUUGCUAAUAUUAUUUAAUUAUUGUGUGUGAUCAGAUAAACGGUCAAAUGUAGAGUUUCUCUACAUUUACUAAUGAUAUAAAACACUAUUUUAAUAGUUAAGGUGGUCAGCCCAUUUUGGAUACCCCAACUGAAACACAAAUUUCCAAGACAACCUGAUUUAAACAAAUUUUGUCUAUUUAUGAGAUAUGUUCUAAGUAUCAGUUUGGAUUGCAUUCUUCCGUUUUAUAACAGUGUUUAAACACUAUGUACCAGCACUAUUGAAUGCAUUCUAAUAAAUAAAUCCUCACCACAGACUUCAUAAUUGGCAGUUCUUGUGGUAUAGCCAAGUUGUUUUUCAAGUUUUAUGGCCUAACAUGCUAAUACACUAACAUGCUAAUAAGACUAGAGCCUGAGACUUAUGAGCAGAAGGAACAUUAAAUUACAGGAGUUACAGGAUUUUCCUGCCCCACACCCUGGAAAACCUGCCCCCGAGAAUUCGAGCAGCAAAUAAAACAUCAUAGGAUAAGGUGUAAAGGAUCAUUGUGGGAGAUAUCUUGGAUGAAUGGAAUUUGCUACACAGGGUGCUCCAGUUUGAGAUGAUUGAGAACUGAUUGCAUCGAUUCUCAUAGAUUUUGGUAGAGAUACUGGAGGAAAAAUGAGUGAGAGUCUUUCACAAGCUUAUUUCUCGUUUCCAUAAUUUUAUUCCAAAUCACAGCAUUUCUUGUGAAAGAAUGUAUGUUAAAGUUAAGAUCCCUCAAAAUAGCCUUUAUAACCCAUGAAGCAUUGCUGAAAAUCAAAUUUUAACCAUUUACUUGCAAAAGGUAUGUAAAUUAUUUUUGUUUUUUAACGCUAAAAUUAUAUAUUUGGUAACAUACAUAUUGUCUGUCAUAGCCACUAGAGUUAACCUUUGUAUUUACAUUUGUAAUGCGUGCUAGUCUUAUAAAUGAAUUUAUUAAUUAUUUUGGCACAAUGUGGUCUUCCUGUAUGUUCAUAAAAAACUGUCUUGGAACAGGGCCUUUAUGAAAACAUAAUUCUCAGUGAGAUGUCCUUUUGAAACAUUAUGUAAUAAAAUUUAUGAGGUAGAGGGCUACACACAAACACACACAGCCUUAAAAGAGUAUAGAAGCAAUUAGACAAUUUCUCUAAUAUAUGAAAGGAUGAAGUUGGCCCCAAAUUAGAAAGUGUCGUCUUCUAAUUCUCACUUUCCAGAGACCCAAUCUUUGCCAUAUAAAUAUUUAUAACAGUGGAAAUAAUAUUGUCAUACAAUUACACAAAUUGUAUUACCUUCUGCUAAAGGGAAGAAUGAUCGAAAUCUUCUCAAAGUUUAGAGAUUAAAUUUACUAAUGUAAUAAAAAACAUGAAUUUUGUCUUUUUCAGCAAUUAUCCAAAAAAAAUAUGGAAAAAUGCUCAGUAAAUAGAGUAUUCAAUAAUUAAACAAUAAGUUCAGAUAUGUGUGUAAUUAAAUAUUACUGUGAAUUUUUCUUCUCUUCAUGCUUUGAGUUUUGAAAUACUCUAUGUGAAAUAAAUGAUUUUAUAAAUGGAGAGGACCCUUCACUCAGGAAUUUCUAUACUUGUUAACAAUGGAUGUCAACAUCUUAAACUUUAAUUUCACCUUUAAAAGUACAUACAUAUUAACUCUGUAUUCUUAUUAUUUGCUAAACUAGGAAUACAGAUAGUGUCACUUGUAAGACUGUCAUCGAAUGUAAAGGAAAUGCUUCCAUUUUGUAAAAAAGAUUUAGUGUUUGUACAUUAUACUAUGUUACAGUGUGUCUCAACCAGCAAGUAUGAUGCCUUUUUAUUUUUAUGGCAUAAAGUUCCAUUCAUUGUAGCAUCACCUACUGUUAUGUCUUUGGAACCACUGUAGGUAGAAAAGUAGGCAGUGUUUCAGAAGUUAUUAAUCUGACAUCUUAAUAUGAAAACAGGUAACAGUCCUGUAAUCACCAGUGUGCCACAAAUGCAUUUCUGAAAUGCAUAAAUAUACAUUUCUAUAAAAGCCAAAUCUGUAUUUGUAUGUUAAUUUUUCAUUACAUUGUAAAAUACUGUAAAGUUGUAUGUCCUAAUUUUGAAUUAUAAAAAUGUUUCCUACAUAAAGGCAUCAAUAUAGCAACUUUGUAUGAAAGUAGCUUUCUAGAAUUUUAUUUUAUAUAUUAAAAAGUCUAAAGUUGCCAAAAUACUCCUUGAAAAUUUCAAAAGCUGUUUUAAUCUUUUUUCCCCUCCACUAUGGCUCUUUUUAAACAUUCCAGGCUUCUUUUGAAGCAAUAGUGUUGUUCUUAAAAACAUGCUGUAUUUGUUUUUCAACAACCAUAUAUUACCAUUUAAGCUUGCUUUUACAUUGAUUUAUCAGAUGAUGUCCAUUUUGAAAUGUAUUCUGUAAUACUGAUAGCAUUGUCCUCCCCAGAAGUGCCAGCUUCACAAAGAACUGUAGCAUGGCAAUAAAAUAUUGAUUUUAUUAUA
This is a messenger RNA of Pantherophis guttatus, 11502 nucleotides long. Lineage: Eukaryota; Metazoa; Chordata; Lepidosauria; Squamata; Colubridae. The record is from RefSeq and is a predicted model, not a curated record.